AUGUCCUUCCUCACCUGGGCCCUCAUCGCAUAUGUGACCGCGGCAGCGGCUUCUCCUGCUCGUCGCGCCCCCAACCCAUUUGUUGUCCUCGAUAAUGCGACGGUAAUUGGGGCCACGAACGGAACGACCACUCAAUUCCUCGGUAUUCCGUUUGCGCAGCCUCCCGUCGGAGAUCUGAGGCUACGGCUUCCGCAGCCUAUUUCACCAUACGAAGGUCUAAUCAACGCCACCUCGUUUGGCAACCAGUGCAUACAGCAGGACUUCGUACUACCGCUGUUCCCGGCCGAUGUGCCCGAACCUGCGCAGGAAUACCUUGAGGCAUUUAUCUCCAUCCAGGAUGUCCCCCAGAGCGAGGAUUGCCUGAACCUCAAUGUCAUCACCCCCGCAAACGCCACCUCGGAGUCAAAACUACCCGUCGUCGUGUGGAUUUAUGGAGGAGGAUUUCAACUCGGGUCUAAUGCGGUACAACCCGGCGAUGUCAUUGUAGCACGGUCUAUCGAAAUUGGCCACCCCAUCGUCUAUGUCGCCAUGAACUAUCGAUUGGGUGCAUUCGGCUUUCUCGGCGGUAGGGAGGUCAAGGAGGCCGGCAUCGGAAAUUUGGGUCUACAGGACCAGCGUGAGGCUUUUAGAUGGAUUCAGAAAUAUAUCUCCGCAUUCGGCGGGGACCCAUCCAAGGUCACGAUCUGGGGCGAGAGUGCCGGUGCGAUCUCGGUAUCGCUUCACAUGCUCACGAACGGCGGCGACACGGAGGGCCUAUUCCGCGCAGGCUUCAUGGAGUCCGGCAGCCCGGGAAUGUAUGGCGACAUUCUCGAGAUACAGGCGACCUACGACCAGAUCGUCUCCGACGCCGGGUGUGCGUCUGCAAGCGAUACGCUGCAGUGCCUCAGGACUGUACCUGCGAAUGUAUUGCAUGCCGCUAUGGACAAGUCGCCUUCGUUCGUCGACUUUGUGCAAGUGAACACUCCCUGGAACAUCCGUUCGGACGGUGUUUUCCUGACCGAGCCUCCGCAACAACUUCUCAUGAAAGGGCAAAUCGCCAACAUCCCGAUCGUGAUAGGGAACGACGAAGACGAAGGCAGCGCGUUCGCGUUCCCCUCGCUCAAUGUCACCACCGACGAUCAGUUCUUCGACUACCUCUCAUCAAACUUCUACCCCAAGGCGAGCAGCGACGAACUCGCACCAAUACUCGACUUGUACCCCGCCGAUCCCGCCACGGGGUCUCCGUUCGGCACGGGGGACGCGUUCGCGUACUCGCCGCAGUACAAGCGCAUCUCCGCGUUCCAGGGCGACUGGGUCGAGCAGGCGCCGCGGCGGCUGUUCGCGCGCGAAUUGGCCAAGACGCAGCCGGUCUAUGUGUUCUGUGCGUACCGUUUACACUCCUUUUGCGAACUACUCCGCGACCGUGACGCUCAACAUUGGGCUACUACAGUGAACAAGGGCGGGAAGAUCGAAGGCAUCGGCGCGGCACACGGCUCCGAGCUGGCGAACGUGUACGGGGGUGGUGAUAUGGCUGACUACCUGAUCCGCUUCGCGAGCACGCUCGAUCCGAAUGGCGACGGGGCGUUCCACUGGCCCCCAUACACCAGCGAGAGCCCCCAGCUGUUGACAUUCCAGGACGGGGCGGUGCCGCUGGCGAUGGGAGAGGAUACGUACCGCGCGGCGCAGAUGGAGUACUUGCAGGGGCUCAGCUUGAAGUACCCUGCGUAA
Trametes versicolor FP-101664 SS1 is the source of this 1707-nucleotide messenger RNA. RefSeq names its product carotenoid ester lipase precursor. The record is from RefSeq and is a predicted model, not a curated record. Lineage: Eukaryota; Fungi; Basidiomycota; Agaricomycetes; Polyporales; Polyporaceae. The coding region runs from base 1 to 1707 and encodes 568 amino acids. The transcript is spliced from 14 exons.